Drosophila simulans is the source of this 1005-nucleotide messenger RNA. Its product is annotated as zinc metalloproteinase nas-14. Gene Ontology annotation, biological process: proteolysis. Lineage: Eukaryota; Metazoa; Arthropoda; Insecta; Diptera; Drosophilidae. The coding region runs from base 4 to 1005 and encodes 333 amino acids. Gene Ontology annotation, molecular function: metalloendopeptidase activity; zinc ion binding. The transcript has 4 exons. The record is from RefSeq and is a predicted model, not a curated record.
AACAUGGCCGGCGUUUCUUUUACCCCAACAAUGCCGAGAAGUGCGCUCAUCGUUCCCGGUCUGAUUUGCUUUUGGUCUGCCCUGGCCUUGGCCCUGGGCGCCACCUUGGAGGCGGAUACCCUGGCCACGCGAAAGGCGCUUCUUCGCGCACGACCCGCGGUGCCGCCCGCUGCCAGGUGGGGCGCCAAUAUGCAGAUGCUGCGCCGGCACAACAGUCCUGCCUUCAACUUCUGGACGGAGGACAGCGAUACGAACAUAUGGGAGCAUUGCGGACUCUUCGAGGGCGACAUCAUGCUGCACCGCGAGCUGCUGAGGAACGGGCUGCUGAACGAGCGGCUCACCUGGCCAGAGGCCGCCGUGCCCUUCUACAUAGACCCGCAAGACUUCACCGCCAACCAGACCAUGGUCAUACUGAAGGCCUUCAAGGAGUACCACGACCGCACCUGCAUACGCUUCCGGCCGUACGAGCAGGGCGACAAGCACUGGCUGCUCAUCAAGGGCAACUACUCCGGCUGCUGGUCGAGCGUCGGCCGGCGUUCGGGUGGCCAGGUGCUCAACCUGAACACGCCCAAGUGCGUCACCCACGGCGUGGUGGUGCACGAGCUCCUGCACGCGCUCGGUUUCUACCACCAGCAGAGCGCCACGGAGCGGGAUGAGUACGUCAAGAUCAACUGGGAGAACAUCCUCGACGGGCACGCGCACAACUUCAACAAGUACGCCCGCACCCACAUCACCAACUUCGGCGUGGAGUACGACUACCAGAGCGUCAUGCACUACAGCUCGCGGGCCUUCAGCAAGAACGGGAAGGCAACCAUAGAGCCACUGGAUCCGUACGCCUCGCUGGGCCAGAGACGCGGCCUCUCCGACAAGGAUGUGUCCAAGCUAAACGAGAUGUACGAACAGGACUGCAGCGAGGACUACCUGCUCAACUUCGACCGCUUCGGGAACUACAUCGACGAACUGCUCGACUACUUCCAGGGCAACAUUCAGGAUCUGCUCGGAUAG